AUGAACGUAUCUGUCCAAAAAAAAAAGACAUUACUACUACUAUCCUUCUUCCGUCUCUAGACUAGAGAAAAAAGAGAGGUAUGAAAGGAGGGAAAAACAAGAAUUCCGAUUUGGUAUCGGAUACCGAAACGGCACCGGCACCGGCACCAGCACCAGCACCAGCACCACCUUGUGAUGAUGUGAAUGAAAGCGAGGGCGCUGCUGAAGGGGAUGUGGGAAUCCAACAACAAGAAUUGACUGCUAAUGAUCAAAAGCCCAAACUUGCUGAAGGGUUUUAUGAGAUUGAGACCGUAAGAAGAAAGAGGAUUCGAAAGGGCAAAAUUCAGUAUCUGAUCAAAUGGCGAGGCUGGCCGGAGACUGCAAACACAUGGGAACCUGUCGAUAAUCUAAUGACGUGCUAUGAUGUUAUCGAUGCAUUCGAAGCGAGCUUGCAAUCAGGGAAGCAGCGUAAGCGUAAGCGCACUCAUGGGGUUAAUGACUCUCAAAUCAAAACAAAACAGCAAGAAGAACAUCAUUCCCCUGCAGAUGCAGUGAAGCUUAGGAUAAUUGAGGAACCUGUGCCUCUGCCUACAUUGGAUCACGUGGAUAGAAAUGCUAGUGGUUUUAAUAAUUUCAAAGUGGCGAAUGACAAUGAUUUAAUGUUGGAUUCCUCUCUAAAAAAAAUUGAAGAGCAAAACAAAUUGAAUUUGAAGCUUACUGAACUAAAGGGACUGAUGGCAACAAUAGAGGCCUCUGUUGAAAAGGGUGCAAUAGAGGCCUCUGUCGAAAAGGGUGCAAAAGAGGCUUCGGUGGACAAUGGGGCGCUGGCAACCAAAGAGGCCUCUGUGGAAAAUGCACUGCUGGCAACAAAAGAGGCCUCUGUGGUAAAGGGAUUCAUGACAGCAAAAGAGGCCUCUGUGGAAAAUAGGGUGAUGGCAACAAAAGAGGCCGCUGUGGUAAAGGGAUUCAUGACAGCAAAAGACUCCUCUGUGGAAAAUAGGGCGAUAGCAACAAAAGAGGCCUAUGUGAAAAUGGGAGUCAUGGCAACCAAUGAGGCCUCUGUGAAAAUGGGAGUCAUCAUAACAAAAGAGGCCUCUAUGGGAGAUUGGGUGAUGGCAACAAAAGAGGCCUCUGUGGUAAAGGGAGUCGUGACAACAAAAGAAGCAUCUGUGGAAAAUGUAGUCAUGACAACAAAAGAGGCCUCUAUGGACGAGGGAGCGAUGGCAGCAAAAGAGGCAUCUGCAGAUAGAUCCAACAAUACCUUCACAAAUGGAUUUUCAAUGGCUGAUGGAACAGAAUCACUUCAAUCUGGUCGCUGCACAGGAGCUAAAAGGAGGAAGUCUGCUUCUGUUCGGAGGUUUAUACCGCAAGCUACUUCAGGUGUAGUGAAGGAUCUCCAAGAUGCUGUAGCAAAUGCUACUAGUGGCCAUUUGGUUGCAUUACUGCAGGAAGAAGUUCACGAUCAAGGACUUGUGGGAAAUGUUUUGGGUUGUAAUAAUAAGUGUGAUCGGUUCAAAGAUACAUAUGCCAUAACAGAAAUUAUCAAGGCCGAGAGCUAUUCACCACCUGAUAUAGAAAAUGGCUUGAAGGAUGUAUCUGUGACCUUUCUAGUUAAGAGGUCAGAUGGAACAGAAGAUGUUGUGGAUAACAAGUUUAUGAAGACGAAUAAUCCACUUUUGCUGAUAAGCUAUUACGAGAAGCAUAUUCAACAUCAUCCGUCUCUAUGAGUGAGCUGAGGUGAAGGUGGAGCUGGUCUAGCUGGACUUGUCUCUAUGUUUAGUGUUGGAAUUUUGUUGCAACAGGCCAUAGGUAUUAAACCUGUUAGAUGCAAUUACUAGGGAGGUCAGUAAAUCUACAGAGUUAACGUUACAUUUUAUGAGAAACCUUGCAUUAGCUUCAGCAGUAUUUUCCCCAAAAAGAAAAAAAAAACUAGAAUAUUAAAUUUUUAUCUGAGUAUUACCCAAUACAUGCAAUGUAAAUUAUGAUAAUAUUCUUUUCACAUGUUAGGUGGCAAAACCAUUAUAGGUUUUGUAGGUGCAGACAUCACAAAUGUUUCUGAGUUUGUGGAAUUGUUCUGAUGGCAAUAGUAUGUUAUGGUUACACCUUUUGUUAAAUGAACAGAAAAUAUAAUUAUUUUACUCUA
Messenger RNA from Solanum lycopersicum (tomato), 2122 nucleotides. The record is from RefSeq and is a predicted model, not a curated record. Lineage: Eukaryota; Viridiplantae; Streptophyta; Magnoliopsida; Solanales; Solanaceae.